AUGGCCGACUGUGACCUCAGGUUGGUGGUGACAGUCAUCUGUCAUAGCACGGUUAAUUCCCAGCGCUCCCAGGGUCGACAGAUGACAAAUAAUGAGUCUGACGGUGUUCCUGGGUUAGACCAGGGCCUCAUCGUGUCAGUUGGCUCUCACUCGGACCCCAAGUGUAAGGUACCUGAACUAAGUCACAGGAGCAAAACUUUUGAGUGGGUGAAAGUGAAGAGAACUCGACCUCGGACGGCCAAGAUGCACAUGGCCUGUGGAUUGAGUAUAGUUGCACGGGGGUCAGUAUGGACAGAGGACUUGGAGGUAACCACCGAUGGGCACCAUCUUACUGCUAACCGGGUACCAAGGACCAACUUCACCACAAAACAGCUCACGGAGCUCGAGAAGGAUUUCCACUUCAACAAGUACUUGACGCGGGCCAGAAGAGUGGACAUCUCGAGCGCCCUGCAGCUGAGCGAGACGCAGGUGAAGAUUUGGUUCCAGAACCGGCUCAUGAAACACAAGAAAUUAACGCGCGAAGGCCUUCUUCUCCCGGUGACGCCUUUGGCGUCCUCGAGAUGCUCAGAACGCUCACGCUCCAACAACUUGGACACCUGACCCGACCUCGUGCUCUCCC
Oncorhynchus masou masou (cherry salmon) is the source of this 619-nucleotide messenger RNA. Its product is annotated as homeobox protein Hox-B1-like. Gene Ontology annotation, molecular function: RNA polymerase II cis-regulatory region sequence-specific DNA binding; DNA-binding transcription factor activity, RNA polymerase II-specific. Gene Ontology annotation, biological process: regulation of transcription by RNA polymerase II. The coding region runs from base 1 to 600 and encodes 199 amino acids. The transcript has 3 exons. Gene Ontology annotation, cellular component: nucleus. NCBI's taxonomy places the organism in Eukaryota, Metazoa, Chordata, Actinopteri, Salmoniformes, Salmonidae. The record is from RefSeq and is a predicted model, not a curated record.